Phragmites australis (common reed) is the source of this 1096-nucleotide messenger RNA. RefSeq names its product Golgi SNAP receptor complex member 1-1-like. Gene Ontology annotation, cellular component: Golgi medial cisterna; cis-Golgi network; SNARE complex. The transcript is spliced from 5 exons. Gene Ontology annotation, molecular function: SNAP receptor activity. NCBI's taxonomy places the organism in Eukaryota, Viridiplantae, Streptophyta, Magnoliopsida, Poales, Poaceae. Gene Ontology annotation, biological process: endoplasmic reticulum to Golgi vesicle-mediated transport; vesicle fusion. The coding region runs from base 250 to 906 and encodes 218 amino acids. The record is from RefSeq and is a predicted model, not a curated record.
GUUGCUCGGUGCGCGUCGCGGACGGGUUCUCCCUCUCUCACUCGGCUCUUGCUCCAUUCAGCGUGCCCACGUGGCCACGUCGGUUCCUGCUCAAGCACCCAACAACCUUCGCUGCCUCCUUCGCCUCCUCGUCCUCCCCGAAUUCGCCCCCGCGCGCGCUCCCCAGAAGGCUAGAUCCAAACAAAGCCCCCACCGAGAUCUCGCGCGGGCCGCGCCCCCGACUGCGGCGAGGAGGAGGCAGCAGCCGUCAUGGAGGCGUCGUCGUGGGACGCCCUCCGCAAGCAGGCAAGGAGACUGGAAUCUCAGCUAGAUGACCAAAUGAAUGCAUAUCGUAAACUGGUUUCUAUGAAAUCUGAUGGUUCAGAGAGUGACAUUGAGUCUGACAUAGAAAGAUCGCUGAAGCAACUUCAGCAAGUAAAUUCUCAAAUGCAGACUUGGGUAUCAUCAGGAGGCUCUGAAGUCCUUUCUCACACCUUGACUCGUCAUAUGGAGAUUCUGCAAGAUCUUACACAGGAAUUCUACCGCCUCCGAUCAAGUCUAAGAGCUAAGCAACAGCAUGCUUCCCUCCUCGACUUGAGAGAUUUUGAUAGAGCAAGGUUUGAUGUUGAAGAGGCUGCGGACUCCUCUGAUCAAUCUCUCGUCAAAGAACAAACUGCAAUCAGUAGGAGUACUGGACAGAUAGAUAAUGUGAUAUCUCAAGCUCAUGCAACCCUAGGUGCACUUGUGUCGCAACGGUCGACAUUCGGUGGAAUUACUACAAAAAUUAGCAACGUUGGCAGUCGGCUCCCUACGAUCAAUCACAUCCUUUCAUCAAUCAGAAGAAAGAAAUCGAUGGACACGAUUAUUCUUUCCCUAGUUGCCUCUGUUUGUGCAUUUCUUAUUUUCAUCUACUGGUUGUCAAAGUAGUCUUGUCAAAUCAAGGCGUUAUAGUAUUGUGAGUUUAGAUAUGUAGUAUACAUGCUAGCCAUAUAUGUUUGUACUAGAUUACUUCAAUGUUGUUAUAUAGUUUUAAUUGUGUUCAAGCUACCUCAACUAUCGCUCAGAUUGAGCUGCUUCACCCACAUUUUAUACAUGACUCAGAACAGAAUUUACUUAA